Messenger RNA from Capronia coronata CBS 617.96, 1128 nucleotides. RefSeq lists its product as uncharacterized. The record is from RefSeq and is a predicted model, not a curated record. Bases 1 to 1128 code for a protein of 375 amino acids. The transcript has 2 exons. NCBI's taxonomy places the organism in Eukaryota, Fungi, Ascomycota, Eurotiomycetes, Chaetothyriales, Herpotrichiellaceae.
AUGUUCGGCAUCGUAGCAGAUCUCAUUGCCUCCGUGACUACGAUCCUCCUUCCCGCCUACCUCUCCUACAAAGCCCUCCGCACGAACGACCCAGCCCAAACCCACCCGUGGCUGAUCUACUUCACGAUCCUCUCUCUGACACUUCUUUUUGAAUCAUGGACUUUGUUUAUCAUUGGCUGGUUCCCCUUCUACUCCUGGAUCCGCCUGUUGUUCCUGCUCUAUCUGAUCCUCCCCCAAACACAAGGAGCGAAGGUCCUCUACCUCGAUUACCUCGAACCAUACAUCGUCCACCAUGAGAGUCGGAUCGAUCAGUUCAUUGGCGAAGUCCAUGAGAGACUGCAACAGAUGGGCCUAGGCUACCUUAACAUCGUGAUAGAGUUCAUCAGAGACAAGAUCUUGGGUCAAAAGAGUCCACAACCUCACGAAGCUCAAGGUCUCAAUUAUGCAAGCUAUGCGCAAGACCUCCUUUCCCGCUUCUCCAUGCCUGGAGCGCGAACCAAUACACCCACUCAACCUGGCAUAACCUCUGCCGGGGUAUAUAGCCUGGUCUCGAACCUGGCGGGGGCGGCCUUUUCAGGCUCACCGUCCCGCUCCCAAACUGCGGAAGCAGCGUCCGUCCCGCCUUCGCUUUUCCAACAAGGACCUGGUGACAGCACGGCCGAGAGGUCAAGAAACAUCUCUGCUGAGCGUGAAAGAUUGUCGAGCCUGCUUAGGGCUCUAGACAAGGAGCAGCAAAACAUCGAUUUCGCUUAUGGAGCCGCACCCGGUCGGCAAGCUUCAGGGUCGGGGUCUACUGGCUUGAAGGCAAAGUCAAAAAGUGAGCAAUCGUUCGAAAAUGUCGACUAUGACGACGCUGCACAUACCAGCAGCUCGUCGAGCUCCGGCUCUUCUCCGCCCCAACCCGCCGCUGAAGGCCGAAGGACCACCAGUGGCGGCUGGAUCCCGAGCGGUGUGGCUGGGUGGUUUGGAGGGAGUGGAAGUAGUGGCGACGAUGGGGGAGAAGAUCGGAGGGAGAAGGACAAAGAAGAGUUGUCCCAGAGAGUUUCCAAGGGUUGGUCUGCGGCCAGAGACAUCACCGAGGAGGUGUCACGAGGUAUGAGCAGCGGCGUCGACACCGGGAAGGGAUGA